AAUAAGUGUAGAUAGAAAAGUUUAAAAUGUAUGAAGAUCCACAACAACUAUAAUUUGUAUGAUGUUACAAUCAGGAUCAAAGUGUUGAUGGUAGAUUGGGCGAGGUGAAUAUCAUGAGGCACCAUCUUUGACCUUAAAUACAGAAUAAAUUUAGAUAUGGCCACUAAGGAAAUAGCAACAUUCUGUGAUAUUUGCCUAAUCAGAGACCUAAAUAAAUUGGCUGAAGAAUUCUGUCCACAAUGUGAAGAGGUUUUUUGUGGAGAUUGUCGAAAUCAUCAUAAGAUAUCGAAAUCGUCAAAAUCACACCAGACAAUUUCUAUAGACAAAUAUAACAAAUUACCAUCGUUUAUCAAGAAUAUUAGCCAUAACUGUGAGGAGCAUGACUGCUUUCUUGAAGUUUAUUGUAAAUCACAUGACUCUCUGUGCUGCACACGUUGUUUGAUUUCAAGUCAUAAGGAAUGCAAGGAAAUUAUUUUUAUUGAAGAUUUUCUAGCACCAUCUUCAAGACAUCAGUCAGCAGCUGUAGCUAACGUUGAAAAAGUUUUAAAAUAUCUAGAUGAUAACAUCUGUCUCGCUAUAAAGGACCGAAAUCGAAAUUUGACAGAAUUACGUGAACAGAAACGGGUGAUUGUAGAACAAAUUAAAGAAAAGCGUCAAGAAAUAAAUACAGUUUUGGAUAAUUUAGAAGGAGCAUUACUUGAUGAAGUAUCAGCAAUUGAUAAUGAAUACUGUCUGAAAAUAGAUGAAGUGAUUGUGAAAUUGGAGGACGAAAAAAAGAAAAUAGACGAAAUAAAAAAUGAUUUCGAAACUGUAAAAGUGUUUGCAUCCAAUUUACAGAUUUUCAUGGGAACAAAGGCAUUACAGGAAAAUGUUUCAACCAACGAAAUGAAACUUCAAGUAUUAUACGAUAAUGGGAAUCUUAACAACAUCACUAUGGAAUAUAAAUUCAAUGUAAAAUUGGAAAAGUUUAUAAAAGAUGAAAUAAAAGCAUUUGGUGAUUUAAAGGUAGACAAUUAUGAUAAACAUACUUCUUUUUCCUGGAAAGGUGACAAAUCAGCACAGCUUUAUAAAACUAUAUCAGGAGCAAAAACAAUUGAAAACAUUAAUGUCAGACUGGUACGUAAGAUUAACAUAGAUGUUUAUGGUCUUACUGGAUGUGCUAUUUUAGAAGAUGGAAAUAUGUUAUUUCUAGAAGCGCACAACAAUAAUCUGAUGAAAUAUGCGCCUAAUGGGGAAUUCUGUUCCAAAUCGAAUUUCAACCUAAUGUCAGAUGAUAUUGGAUAUGAUCUUGCAGUGAUCGAUACAAAUAGAGUAGCUAUAUCAGGUGGUGGAAAUCCUCCAUACCGGAUUUACGUUAUUGAAAUUACAUGUAGUAAUAAAGAAUUCCGUAAAAUUAUUGAGGUGGACGGAUAUUCUUAUGGCUUAAACUAUCACAAUGGAUUAUUAAUUUGUUGCAUAUCUGAUAAAGGGAUUGAAAUAUUUGACAGGUUGCAAAAGAAAUUCACCAACGUCCGGAAAAUGCACAAUGCACCCCUAACAUUAAUGAAUACCUACGUAACCUCAAAUAAUCAUUUUAUUUUUCAUUCCAACUGUCAUGAGCAUUCUGUCGUAUGUUACGAUUUCAAUGGUCAAUUGCAGUGGACAUAUUCUGAUUCGUUGCUCAGAAAACCAUGUGGCAUUACCUUAGAUUCAAUUUCCAACAUUUAUGUUGCUGGUUUUGAUUCAAACAAUAUUGUAGUUAUAUCACCGGACGGAAAGCAGGCUAAAGAGCUGAUUGGAUCUAGUGACGGACUUUCAAAUCCUCGAGCUAUUCAUUUUGAUAAAACCAAAAACUUACUUCUAGUAGCAAACUAUAACAAGGCGGCCUUUUUAUUUCGUGUUUGAUUUAUUGAACCUGUAAUUGUUCCGCUAUUUAAAAACAAUUACAUCUUCAAAGCUUAUUAUCAAGCAAAUUUGGAAUAAUUAUAAAAUGUCAAAUUACAUUUAA
This is a messenger RNA of Mytilus trossulus (common blue mussel), 1987 nucleotides long. RefSeq lists its product as uncharacterized. Gene Ontology annotation, molecular function: ubiquitin protein ligase activity; zinc ion binding. The record is from RefSeq and is a predicted model, not a curated record. Bases 157 to 1884 code for a protein of 575 amino acids. NCBI's taxonomy places the organism in Eukaryota, Metazoa, Mollusca, Bivalvia, Mytilida, Mytilidae. The transcript is spliced from 2 exons.